This is a messenger RNA of Clunio marinus, 4057 nucleotides long. The record is from the annotation of a GenBank genome assembly. Lineage: Eukaryota; Metazoa; Arthropoda; Insecta; Diptera; Chironomidae.
AUGGAGCCGAAAGGAAGUCCAGCAGGCGUUUUUCCGCACAAAAAUAAGCCAUCAUCGAUCCAUAUCAGUCAGCAAUCACAAGAAUCUACUACGGCCGCUGUAACUACUAAUUUAAUAGCACCAUUAACGCCCCGAAUCGAUAUAAGUCGAGCAUCGAGCUCAUCAUAUCACGAAGACAGCUCGCCGGAAAAUGUUUUUGAUCAGGUGGGAACUGGCACACUCCAGGAAGCCACAGGUUGUUUAGAACUUUUUCAAGAAGAUGUUGACGAAUUGCGAAGUUCAACUGAAGAACUUUACUUUAUGGAGAAGGAGAAAGGUCAAACAGAGUGUGAAAAACCAUCGUCUGCCGCUCAGGUAUCUCGAGCUCCGAUGAUUUUCAAGUUCGACGAUUCACAAGCUCUUCAGAAUUUCAAUCAAUAUAAUCGUAAAGAUUCAGGUAGCUCCGAAGUUGCAGCAUUUUUAAAUCCAUCAGGUAGGACAAGUCGAAUCUCAAGUGUCGGUAGUCAAGGAUCGGCAGUAAGUCGUUUAUCUGGUGCUUCAGGUGUUUCACGUUCACCAUCACCUCAUAAAAUGCUUGUUGAAACAUCAUUUUGUGGUCCAAAGCCCAUUGAACCUACAUCAGAUGCUAGUAGUAUAGAACAAUUAACUGCGGAUAUGUUAGAAAAUGUUAUUUUAGCUAGAAGAGGUGAUCCAACGAGAGUCGUACUUGCCGAAGGUGUUGAAGUAAAGCAAGAAGUAAAACCGAAAACGACGAAAGAGAAGUUAGAAGAACCAAUGACGCCGGCGGAAGCAGCACGAGCCGCAGCAAAAGAAGCUCGUCGAAAAGAAAUUGAAGCUUUGAAGCAACGUUUAAAUGCGAUAAAUGCAAAGCAAUUAGAAAAAGCAAAAGGUAUUAGCGUAACGAAAAAGGUUGUUGGCGUGACGCCAGAAGGUACCGAAUAUAUUCGAAUAAAACUUAAACCAGAUCACUUGUAUGAAGAUAAUGGAAUCAGUCCAAAUGAGAGAAUCGUUGAAGAAAAAGAUUUUAAAGAGACGGGCACGAAAAAGAAGAAAGACACGCUAAAAGACAAUACCGUAAAUCAAAUCUCAACGAUAAGUCCGACAACGCACGCAAUCGACAAUCGUUCGCCAUCACCUGCAUCAACUUCAGUGUCACGUAAAAGUUCAUUUUGUUCAUUCUUUAAGUCUAAAGACACAAGCAAUGAGUCAACUUCCUCAAAACCGAGAAGCGCUUCGGCAGCUUCCGGAAAAGGAAGAUUAAAUGAUAAAUCACCUCUUCCAUCGCCAAGUAAGAGUAGUAGUCUUAGUAGUAGAAUAGCAUUUUCAUUAUUCAAAACUAAUCGCAAUCCGUCUCCAUCUCAAUUAGAAACAUCAAAUGAUGGAGCAACGUCUACUAAGCAACACCAAUCGCGACAAUCUAAUACUAAUAUUCGCGACAAGCCUACACUAAAAUAUUAUGACACGCCCGAUGUUAUUCAUAUUCCACUUCACACGCCACCUGAAGAAAAAGAAUUUAGUGCAUUAAAGAAGAAGAAGGAAGAAACGGAAACUUUGACUGAAGUACCACCGGUGGUUGUUGAAGUGAAAACUUCGAUUCCGAUUAGGCCAAAAAUCGCACCCACUGCCCAAAUUGAAAAGAUGCAAAGUACAGACGAAAUCGAGCUUCAAGAAAUACCGACGAAAAAUACGACAAACGAAGAAGGAGGUUCAAGUCUGUGGAGUGUUGAAGUUCAACGUCAUAGUUCUCAAGAAAGUCAAGAGACUGUCAUUUCUUCACAACAACAACAAAAGCCUGAAUGUUCUUCAAAAAACGGGAUGACUGAAAAGCCGGCCAUUCCGGCUUUCAUCGAUACUAUUAAUGAAAAUUCAAGCACGUCAAAUAAUCAACCACAGCCACAACAACAGCAACCAAUGUCAGCUAAGGGACGUCAUAAAAAGCAUAUUCUCUUUAGUACAAAGAUAGGAAGUGGUAGUGAAGAACAGAUUUUUAGCACUCAAUUGAGCUUGUCGAAGACUGAGAGUCAAUCAAGUCAAUUGUCGGAGCAAGCUUCAGUGUUUGAGAGUCCAAAAAACGAAGAGUGCGGAACGAAGGUGCAGGAAGUUACCAUAAAUAAUUUGAAACAUCAAUCAUCGAGCGAGGUUGAAAAGGUAACAGCAACAUCUGCGCGAUCUCGUCGUUCCGAUCAAAGUGACUCAGCUGAAUCGCGACCCCAAUCGGUGACAAGAAGACAAAAGGAUUCUGGUGACUUUUCUAAGAAACGAGAAUCAUCAGAUGAAGUUUUGAAGAAGAAACGUGAAUCCCAAAGUUCAAAUAGUAAUCCAUCGCCUAUUUCUGUUUCUAUUCCAUCACAACAUUCUCAAAAUAGUUUGAAGCAGUUUGAGACUAAGACAACAAGUAUUUUAGAGCAUCAAUCAAGUGGUUCGAAGAUGGAAAUUUCUUCAGAAUCAGAUCGUGAAUCUGACAUCGAAGGAUGUGUUCAUAAGCGAGUAUCACGUGUGAUGGAAGAUCAUGAAAGUGCUGGUUUAGUUCUUCAAGAGUCUUUCGAUGAUGAGCUACCUUAUGUUCCAACAACAUUACCUGAAGAAAGAUCAAGUGGAUUAAGAAUCAUCCCAACAAAAGACAGAACACAAAGUGAACUGAUUACUAUACCGGUCGACAGCCCACGCUCAACAACGCCCAUCAAUCCAGCGUCUCUCGACAACUACUGCGAACGAAAGCAAAGUGACGUUAGCGAAUGUAAUUUGGUAAGAGGUGAGAAGCUUCGUAUAAGCUUGCCAAGACAAAAAGCUGAACAAGUUAAGGAGAAAGUUCAACAAAAAGUCAUUACAAGACGCAUCAGUAAUUUAUCGAAUAAAAGUUGGACAGAAUUUGCUGAACAACAGCAAAGUUCGUCAUCGCCUGCAACAAAGAAAAGUGAAAAGAAUCGAAAAAUUUCAACAUCAAGUCAAGAUGACGAUCCUUCACCACCUCAACCGCCACCACCAAAGUCACACUCAAAAAAAUCUUUGACAAGUAAAUGGAUUGACUUUGAAAAUAUACCCGAGAAGCGUCAACCGCCGAAGAAGAUUACGACAAUUCCAACUAGUAAGGAACCGACAGUAAUUGAUAAGCAACAUCAGAAACAUCACACACAUCAUCGACAAUAUGUUUCACCUGAAGAAUGUCAAUGUGAAUGUCAUGAGGCGAGUGGAAAGAAAGAUCCCGACAGUUGUAAACAAUCACCAGCCGAAUCAGGUAAAACGACAACUUCUGAAGACUCCCAACCGCUUCUAGAUGAUCAAGCAGAAAGGAAUAGCUUGAUGAGCACCGAUUCUUCAAUGGAAGGAAGCUUGGAAAAUGACGAAGCAAAUUUUCAUCUCCAACAUCCAAAUGGAAGUCAACAGAGUAAAUCUACAAAUAAUAAUCUAGAUAAGCCAUUUGGCAUGGAUUUAUCUGUGGAAUAUGGUGGGCAUAGUAAUCGAUCAAGUGUUGUAUCGCAGGAUAUCAAAUCACCAGAUGUAACGCUACACAAAUAAAUCACCAACCACCAAUUCAGCAUUAACUAUGUCGCUUUCAUUGAUUGAAUAUUUUCAAUUCUUAUCGUAUGAAUCCCUGAUAUGAGCAUAAGGAGACUUUAUUUGUAAUUAACGUCACAUUCAAUGUAACUAUAAAUAUGCUGUGACGUCAUAUACAUAAAUAAAUAGUCUCCGGUUAUAUAAUUAAAGAGAGAAAAUGUAUUAACAAUGCCCUUCACACCCCCACAUGAAGAACCUUAGAUAAGAAGACUUUGACAACCAAAAAUGUGUACAUUUUUCAUGAAUGUACUUUAUGACUAAAGUUUAUAGUUAAUUAAACUUUAAGCUGAAUUGAAGCAAAGAGUAGUUAAGAAAUUUACCGAAUAAAAGAAAAUGUUGUAACUUAACUUAAAAUAUGAAAAGAUUAUCUACAUCAAUUCACUCUUUUUCUCCCUUAAAUUUAUUGAAGUUCUCAUUCACAUCAUUUUAACUGUCAUUAUAAAAAUGAGAUGUAUUUAAAUUGUAUCAAUAAUCAGACGAUCAACAUUAAGAUUCAUUCGGU